Rotaria sp. Silwood2 is the source of this 1212-nucleotide messenger RNA. NCBI's taxonomy places the organism in Eukaryota, Metazoa, Rotifera, Eurotatoria, Philodinida, Philodinidae. The record is from the annotation of a GenBank genome assembly.
AUGGAUGUCGUUAGUUCGGAAAAAGUCAAUGCAGAUGUUGAAUAUCGUCAUCGUAUUGAAUGUGAUCGAAUUCGUCAAGAUUUAACAGAUGAGUCACGUGAUAUUGAAAAUGAAUUAAAACAAGCACGUUUACAAAUUGAUUCUCUUAAAACUUUCAAAGUUCGAUUCGAUCAAACAGAAGAAAAAAAUCAACAAUUACAUAAUGAAAUAAAACGUUUAAAAGAUGAUAUAAAACGCUUACAAGAUGAAAUCGAACGUAAUGAAUCUGUUAUUCAACAUUAUAAAACUCAAAUUACCAUAUUAGAACGAAAGUCUCCUACUAAUGAUAAGGAUACAAGUGAAGUUUCAAUUCGAAGAAGUGAAUUAUCACAAUUAUUACAAGAAAUGCGUCUUCUUCGUCGAGAUCUUGAACGAAGUGUAGAAAAACAAAAAGAAUUACAAGCAAAACUAGACGAUAAUAUUCGUCAUUCACGAUCACCACGUUCAUUUACAUUUUCUGGUCGUGGAGUUUCAUAUCCUGAUCUUCGUAUACUUGAUUCAUCUGGUUUAGUUGGUGCUGAGAAUUUAUCAUCAGGAGCUAUGAUUGAUGAACAACGUUCAAGACCUAUAGGUUCAUCUACAAUUGAACUUGAAAAUAUUGAAUAUUCUCAACAACCUAAUGAAGAAACUGUGCCAAGAGUUUCUGUACGACCAUAUAUAGUUGGUGAAUUAAAAAUUCAUGAUGAUCUUCGUCGAUUAAUACAAGAUAUUAAAUUUGACUUAAAAGCAAUCGUACCUGAAUUAAAAGACCAACUUCGUUCAAAAACUAGUUCAUCAACAAGAUCAUUUGAAGAACGUUUAAAUCAACUUGAUGAACGUUUGACCCAUGCUCUUGAUUUAAUUGAAACAUAUUGGAAAGCUGAUUUACCAGAAAAAAAUCAAUAUAAUGAACAUAUAUUUAUUGAUGAUCGUCUCAUGGAAGAAAAUAAACGUCUUUUAUUUAAUCAAAGAAAAUAUAUUCAAGAUAUUCAAUUUUUAAAACAAAAAUAUCGAGAACAAUCAAAUUAUUUAGAACAACUACUCGCUCAAUUAACAGUAAUCAAGCCAACAUUAGAUGUUCUUCAAAAAGCUCGUUCAAAUAUCGAACAUCAUUUAAAAGACUCAAAUACGAAUAAUAUACCACCAGGUAGUGCUCAAACACAUCGUCGUCAUCGUUCUAAUCGUAAAGAUUAG